Perca flavescens (yellow perch) is the source of this 5291-nucleotide messenger RNA. RefSeq names its product protocadherin gamma-A11. Lineage: Eukaryota; Metazoa; Chordata; Actinopteri; Perciformes; Percidae. The record is from RefSeq and is a predicted model, not a curated record. Gene Ontology annotation, molecular function: calcium ion binding. The coding region runs from base 489 to 3395 and encodes 968 amino acids. Gene Ontology annotation, cellular component: plasma membrane. The transcript has 4 exons. Gene Ontology annotation, biological process: homophilic cell-cell adhesion.
GCAUCUAUUCUCCAUAUAUUUUUUCUUGCGUAAUUUUCCACAGUCACAUUCCUCUGUUACUCCGUUUCUAUUGCCCUCUCAAACUUUUACAAUGAGAAUGAAGUUGACAGGCUACACUGACAACAGUGGAAGUGGAGUCACUGGAAAGUUUUCACUCUGUGUGUGAGCUGUGUGACAGAGUUGAACCAGCCCUGUCUUCCAAUUAGGGGGAAGGCCUCUGUGGUCUCUCUCCGCCCAUGUGGGGAGUGAGGCGGAGGAGACAGAGCAGAGAGUUUCAGUGGAGGCAGAAAAUACUUUGAUUUUCGUCCUCGUUUUUUCCUUAAAAAUCGGCCGACAUGAUCACGUCAAAACUUCCCAUCGCUCUAUUUUUGAAACGGAAAUGUUUACCAUCAAGCCUGGUCGCCUCGUUUUAACGCUACUAUGGAUACGUUACGGUGAAAGAAGAAGUUAAAAACUUUACCAUUCUCCGAUCCUCGGAGCGCAGCACAAUGGACUCCAGACAGAGGAAGCGCUCCGGAGGAGGGAGGCUGUGGAGGCUUUGCUUUUAUCUAGCUUGCCUCUCCUGUGCGUCAGCUCAGCUCAGCUAUUCCGUACCGGAGGAACUAAUUCCGGGCUCUGUCGUUGGGAAUAUCGCUAAAGAUUUGAGUCUUUCUGCUCAUGGGAUUGUUCAGAGGAGGUUGCGGGUGGUCUCGGAAUCCACAACGCAGUAUUUUGAGGUAAAGCAGGCGACCGGCGAUUUGGUUAUCAAACAAAUAAUUGACAGGGAGCAAAUGUGCGAAUUAAGUUCUGCAUGUUCACUACACCUUCAAAUAGUUCUGGAGGAUCCUUUAGACAUUCAUCGAGUCGUGGUGGACAUUCUGGAUGUUAAUGACAAUGCACCGCAGUUUUCAACAAGCAACAUUUCUCUGGAGAUAUCGGAGGCGGCUGCUCCAGGCACAAGGUUCCGUUUGGAGAGCGCACACGACCCAGACGUGGGUACCAACUCGUUACGCACUUACCAUCUAGCAGCAAAUGACUUUUUUAUUCUGAAUGUGGAAACUAAAAGUGACGGUAGCAAGUUUCCAGAGCUAAUGGUGAAUAAACCUUUGGACAGGGAGACGCAGGCCUCGUUUCGCCUUUUGCUCACUGCCGUAGAUGGGGGUCAGCCGGAGAGAUCUGGCUCAACACUUAUGCUCAUUAAAGUUUUAGAUGUAAAUGACAAUGCGCCCGUCUUUGACGAGACGGUAAAGAAAGUUAGGCUAUUAGAAAAUGUUGCACGGGGCACUUUAGUUACGAAAUUGAACGCGACUGACGCUGAUUCGGGUAACAACGGAGAAAUAUCUUUCCUGUUUAGUAAAUACACACCGGAACGUGUUGUUAAUCUUUUCAGUGUGGAUUCUAAAAACGGCGAGAUCCGUGUGAAGGGUGAUGUGGAUUAUGAGAUAGCCACUGCAUACCACAUCACAGUGCAGGCCAGAGAUGGUGGCUCUCCCGCUAUGGAGGGCUCCUGUAACGUUGUAGUGGACAUCAUUGAUAUGAAUGACAAUGCACCAGAGGUGACACUGACAUCACUGACCAGUCCUAUCAGAGAGGACUCAGCACCAGAGACUGUUAUAGCGCUCAUAAGUGCACGGGACCUGGACUCUGGUGUGAAUGGGGAGGUUACACUAACUGUCCAACCAGGUUUGCCAUUCAAACUUAACUCAGCUUUUGGCAGGCAUUACAGCCUCACUACUGCUGGAAUCCUCGACCGUGAGAUUGUCCCAGAAUACACAGUGGUCAUCAAGGCCACUGAUGCUGGUUCCCCUCCCCUUUCAUCACAAACCACCUUUAUGGUGAAGCUCUCUGAUGUAAAUGACAAUGCCCCCACUUUCUCUCAGCCUUCAUACUCUGUGGACAUCCCAGAGAACAAUGCUCCCAGUGCCCCCAUUGCUGCUGUUUCAGCCACUGACCCAGACCUUGGUGACAAUGCCCGCAUCUCAUACACCAUCCUUUCCGGCAUGGUCCAGGGCUCACCCAUAUCUUCUUAUGUUUACAUUAAUCCAGAGAGUGGCCAUAUCUACAGCAUGCGCUCAUUGGAUCAUGAACAGCUUAAAGCUUUCCGUAUUGAGGUGCAGGCCCGGGAUGCUGGGGUGCCCCCACGGACAGCCAACGUCACGGUGCAUGUGUUUGUGGUGGAUGUGAAUGACAACAUGCCAGUGAUUGUACACCCUGCCUACCCAAAAGACAAAGGAUUACAGUUCACUGUGCCCCCAUCUGCCAACCCAGGGCAUCUCAUAAAUAAACUUGUAGGGGUGGAUGCAGACAGUGGGCACAAUGCAUGGUUGUUUUACUCCAUCGCCCCUGGACCAAAUGCUGGCAUGUUCCGUAUAGGGGCGCACACCGGUGAGCUCCGCACAGCCCGCAAGUGGGCAGAGGAGGAAGGGGGCUUGACUUAUGACAUAAUGAUCAUCAUUCAGGACAAUGGUGAUCCACCGAAGUCCAGUUCUGUGAACAUUACAGUAACUGUGGAUGAGAAGGGCACAGCCAACGAUGCUCCAGCAAGCCCUCGCCACACACCCUUCUACCACCGCACUGGGAUGUCAGACAUCACUUUGUACCUCAUCAUCUCUCUAGCCUGUGUAUCAGCUGUGUCCUUCAUCACCUUUGUUGUCCUCAUGGUUCGCUGCCUAAGGCACCGUGACCCAGUGCUGGGAGACUCUGACUGCAGCUGCUGCUACGGCCGCCACAGGUCCAGCCGCUACCAUCAGAGGCCAAGCAAGGACCUGCAUCUGCAGCUCAAUACUGAUGGACCCAUACGCUAUAUGGAGGUUGUGGGAGGCCCCCAGGACCCGCACUCACGCACCUACAGGCCCUGCUACUCCACCAUAUCCAGCCGGAGUGACUUUGUAUUUAUGAAGACACCCAUGCUGAGUCAAAACAACACACUCAACAUGACACUCAGCAGGAAGCACCUUAUGAACUCAGCCAAUGAGCAAAAGCCCCCCAACAAUGACUGGCGCUUCACACAGGGACCGAGACCCGGACCUAGUGGGGCAACUGGAGGACCUGAGGUUGCCAUGGGAACUGGCCCCUGGCCCCAACCACCAACCGAGGCUGAGCAGCUCCAGGCCCUGAUGGCUGCAGCCAACGAAGUGAGUGAGGCUACGGCCACCCUGGGACCCGGCACCAUGGGCCUGAGCACCCGCUACAGCCCCCAGUUCACCCUGCAGCACGUGCCCGACUAUCGCCAGAACGUCUACAUCCCUGGUAGCACGGCCACCCUCACCUCCAACCCCCAGCAGCAGCAGGCCACGGCCCAGCAGGCCGCCCAGCAGGCGCUGCCACCACCCCAGGCCUCGGCCCAGCCCGAGCCCCCCAAGGCUGCCCAGACCCCUGCCUCCAAGAAGAAGUCCACCAAGAAGGAGAAGAAGUAGAGUUGGAUGGAGAGAAGUAGAGAAAUAAUAAUCCUGGCCUGAUCUGAUGAGAAAUUCAACCCCCCAUACCCCCCCAUUAGGUAUCUUACUGCUCUGCUGUCACUCAUGUUAGCCACGGUCUAAAUAAUGACAGCAAAUCACUUUUGACCACAUGGACGUUGAAUGGAUGUUGAUGGUUCUUUGAAAGUGUCAUGAAUGUGCUGAAGACUGUUGUUGGUGUUGAUAACCGUGUUGUGCUAAAGGUCUAGUAUUGCUCACAUAAUCUUUGUCGUUAGAUAAUUUUGGCAGGGUAUGGGGGGUUAUUGUGAUGUUUUUGUUUUGUUUUUUGUUUUUUUUGGGGGCAAAAUCAAGAAAACUUGGACAAAGAGAUUCAGUGUAAGGAACCUUGCUUGGACGAUAAGGCUAUACACAGUGAUGUAUUCAGAGAUGAAAUGUUAAUGUCUUUCAUGUUGGAUUUAUUGUGCUCUUUCCCUGAGGUGGAAAGUCAGCUAUUGUAAAGUACGCUAGUUGCCAUCCAUUAGAUUCCUAUAUAGGGUCAGCCUUGCAGGGUCUUAAACCAUAAGUCUUGUGGAUAUAAGGCUGUUGUUUGACAGAUAUUAAAAAAAUAUUCUGCAUGCUCUUUAAGGUUCAAACCACAUAUACUAGUUUAGAGUUGCAAAACUAUGCAUUGCAAAAGCAAAUAGGACAUCCUGAAUCUGUUAUCUUCACUCCAAUCGCAGGUCAAUAUAAUGCACAUGUAGCAUUUUUGACACAAAAUGAGAAUUACUUUUGUAAUCAUAGUUUUAAAAAAUAAGAUUUUAUUCUCCUGAUAUUUUUAUGACCUGAGCAUGCACCCGGAGGAAGGGCUGGCAGAGGGUGUUGUGUCAUGGAGUCACGAGCCAUGCAGGUGGUAUAGCAGCAGGGACUGGCUUCUUGUAUCACACCUCCAGAUGGGCACAAACAUGCCCUGCUGCCCAGCACCCUCUACCCUCCCCUCCACACACCCAUCUUGUGUCCUCCCCUCACUCACUACCCUAUGUUGAGAGCCAAACAAAGAGAAAUGCACUGUUCGUAUUGAUGAAGAUAAGAUGAUGUAGGGGUAGUAAUCACUUUAAAAUGCAUAGAUGUGGUAAACUUACAUGCUUAGGUGUCUCUAGACACUUUGCAGGCCUCUAGGGCCUCGACAGAGUAUUACCCCUCACUAUCCUGAAGUGUUGAAGAAACUUCUUGAUGUGACACAGUAACAUGUUUUUUUUUUUUUUUCUGUAAAAUUUUUAUCUUUGGGAGAUAAUGAUUCGAUAGCAUAGAGGAAUUGUUUGUAAAACAUAUGAAGUCUUUACUUUGCCAUCCAUCUGUCUGUCAGGCCUCUGGCCAGAAACAACUGCAUGAGAAAAGGUAGCUUGCAGGCUGGGUCAGGGGGGUGGAAAGGGUGUGGUGAGGGGUACACAGACUGAGGUGGCAUCAUUACAUCGACCAGGGGGUGGGAAACAACCUUGGCUCUACCCACUGAAUGUACAGAGGAACCACUGUUGACCUGUCCACCCCUUAAACUUUCUUGAAUGCACUGACCCAGGUAGAGGUCAACAGAGCCAAGCACAGCUGUCCCUGUUGGUGAGGAGAUACCACUUGAGAGCCCUUUUAAAUAUCCCUCCUCCAUUGAAAUCAAUGGGAAACCUUAGCCCCUCUACCACUCUCCGAUCCCCUCCACUCCCUGAUCCCUUUGAGGCUCUUUCCCACUGUAAAUAAACACAAGUCCUGUCGAUGGUAUGAGCCAGUUGUUUGUAUAGUAGGGACCACGUCCAACAUUUUCAAAAUAAAAGUCCCUCUCCACAAGGCGUGGCUUACUACUGGAAUGUGUUGCAUUUUGUUUUUCAAGAAAAAUAAGAAAACCACAGUUAAAAAAAAAAAAAAAAAAAA